This is a messenger RNA of Schizophyllum commune H4-8, 477 nucleotides long. RefSeq lists its product as uncharacterized. NCBI's taxonomy places the organism in Eukaryota, Fungi, Basidiomycota, Agaricomycetes, Agaricales, Schizophyllaceae. The transcript has 3 exons. The coding region runs from base 69 to 302 and encodes 77 amino acids. The record is from RefSeq and is a predicted model, not a curated record.
AGAGAGGCUCUUGACCUCUCCCUUUCAUCUCGAACACCGCUCUCGUACGUCUCACACGCUCAUCCGCGAUGCCCAACUCGUCGUACGGCUCGUACAACCACACCUCGAGUGGGACCAACAGCCAGGGCAACCACUACUGCAGCCGUGACUACGGUAACGGGAGCAACUCGUACCACUACUCUAACUCCGAUGGAAGCUACUAUUACUCCAACCCCAACGGGUCCACCUACCACAGCAGCAGCACUGGGUCGUCUACGUACACGUCGCCUAGCGGCAACGUCUACAAGUCGUCCUCCAAGUAAGCGAAGAGCGCUUCGGAGUCAUGGGGCCGCGAUGGAAUGCAGGUUGGCGAGAUAAGGAACCGCGGUCCGCGUUGUACAGUACCCUGAUUCACGUUUGUUUACGGCAAAGUUUCGAAGAAUGACAAGCAAUGUCUAAGAUGGAAGCUGAUUAGCAUCGCGAAGGACUGACUGGCAC